AUGGGUUCUAUUUACACUAGUUUGUUUUCUGGAUGGUGCUUCACUAAUAACAACCCUUGGAUUGAUAAAGGUAGAAUAAUAAUUGCUUGGAACCCGAGAGUGUUUUCUCUGGAUUUCAGGGAUCAGCUAUGGAAAGAUUUACAAGAAUUGGCCGUAGCUAUAACUGAUCCUUGGCUGGUGAUAGGGGAUUUUAAUGAGAUUAUCUCACUACAUGAAAGAAUAGGCAAAAAGGUUACUACUAAGCUCUCUAGCAAAUUUAUGGACUGCUUGACAUCUUGUCAUCUGGAGGACUUAAAAUUUUCAGGUUGCUUCUAUACGUGGAAUAACAAGCAGAGAGCAGAGGAGAAGAUCUAUUCAAAGAUUGAUAGGGCCUUAGUUAAUUCACAAUGGACAGACUAUUUUCCUAACUCAGAAGCUGUGUUUCUACCGGAAGGGAUCUUCGAUCAUAGUCCAAUUCUUGUUCAUUUUGCCUUGGAGUUGAAAAUGGAGAAGAAGCCAUUUAGAUACUUUCGGAUGUGGAAAGAAGCAACAUGUUAUGAAGACAAGGUUCAGACCAGUUGGAACAUACCAGUUGCUGGUACUGCAAUGUUUCAAGUGAUGUCUAAACUGAAAAGACUGAAACAGGUGUUAGUGAGUAUAAAUAGAGAGGGUUUUUCUGAUAUACAACAGACAGAAUUUAAGGCAAGUCUCUUAUUGAAGGAGCUUCAGGAAAAAUUGUAG
Messenger RNA from Humulus lupulus (European hop), 720 nucleotides. RefSeq lists its product as uncharacterized. Lineage: Eukaryota; Viridiplantae; Streptophyta; Magnoliopsida; Rosales; Cannabaceae. The record is from RefSeq and is a predicted model, not a curated record. The coding region runs from base 1 to 720 and encodes 239 amino acids. The transcript is spliced from 2 exons.